UCGAGCGGCCGCUUCGCAACGCGACGCUCCUUCGCGCCAAUUUCGGCCCGCCAUCUUUGAAUCUCGAAUAUAGAACUCGGUUGUGUUGGAAAUCAAAUUAGAACAAUUAAAUUAAAAAGAAAUGUUUCUGACAGUGUCCUAAAAAGUAUUUAAUAUUUCAACAGUAAAUUAUAGUUUGUUAGUUUGCAAAGUUUAUGUAGCGUUGAUGUUCUAGAGUUUUAAAAGUGUAAAGUUUGUGAAAGUGUGUUUGAUGUUUUUAAUUUAUUUAUUGUAGUUGACUGUGUAAGGACACCAGUAUUUAAGAUUUCGUGCGGCACUGGUUAAAUACAACAAACAAGCAAGAUGUACGGGCUACUGCUGGAGAAUAUGGCGGAGUACAUUCGACAGACGUACGGAGAGGAGCGGUGGGAGGACAUCAGACGGCAGGCGGGGGUGGAGCAGCCCUCCUUCUCAGUGCACCAGGUGUACCCGGAGAAUAUGAUCGCACGACUCGCGAAGAAGGCGCAGGAGGUACUAGGCAUAUCAGAACGGGAGUUUAUGGACCAAAUGGGUGUAUAUUUCGUCGGUUUCGUCUCACAGUAUGGCUACGACAGAGUUUUAUCAGUGCUAGGAAGACACAUGAGAGAUUUCUUAAAUGGAUUGGAUAAUUUACAUGAGUAUUUAAAGUUUAGCUACCCAAGAAUGAGAGCACCCAGUUUUAUAUGCGAGAAUGAGACUAGGCAAGGUUUGACAUUACAUUAUAGGACAAAAAGAAGAGGAUUUGUAUACUAUGCCAUGGGACAAAUACGAGAGGUAGCUCGCCACUUUUAUCACAAAGAGAUGAGGAUUGAAUUACUAAGAGAGGAGUUACUAUUCGACACGGUCCAUGUGACGUUUCAACUGACGUUCGACAACAGAGCAUUUACCCUGGCGUCUUUGGCGAUGACCAGAGAAGAGAAGCAUCUUCCAAUAAGUGCGUCCGUGUUAUUCGAGAUAUUCCCCUUCUGUAUCGUUUUUGGGUCAGACAUGGUGGUGCGCAGUAUCGGCAACUCGCUGAUGGUGAUCCUGCCAGACCUCGUCGGUAAGAAGAUCACGAACUGGUUCGACCUCGUGCGCCCGCUCAUCGCAUUCAAAUUCCAAACUAUCCUGAACCGCACCAACAACAUCUUCGAGCUGGUGACUGUAGAAGCCGUGAUGCAUGAGAAAGCUCCAGACAAACGGAACGAACUGCUUCGACUGUCUGACGAGUCCGAUGGACCUACCGAGAAGAACUUGCGGCUUAAAGGUCAGAUGAUCUACAUGGACAACUGGCGGAUGAUGAUGUACUUGGGGACUCCAGUGAUGCCGGAUCUGUCAGCACUCGUGUCCACGGGGCUCUACAUCAACGACUUGUCCAUGCAUGACUUUAGCAGAGAUCUAAUGCUGGCCGGCACACAGCAAUCCGUAGAAUUAAAAUUAGCCCUAGACCAAGAGCAGCAGAAGAGUAAGAAGUUGGAGGAAUCCAUGAGGAAACUGGAUGAGGAGAUGAAGAGGACAGACGAGCUGCUGUACCAGAUGAUACCGAAGCAGGUGGCCGACCGGCUGCGGAACGGAGAGAACCCGAUCGACACUUGUGAGAUGUUCGACAGCGUGUCGAUCCUGUUCUCCGACGUGGUGACCUUCACGGAGAUAUGUUCCCGCAUCACGCCGAUGGAGGUGGUCUCCAUGUUGAAUGCCAUGUACUCCAUAUUCGAUACCCUCACCGAGAGGAACCGGGUCUAUAAGGUAGAGACAAUAGGGGACGCGUACAUGGUGGUAUCUGGUGCUCCGGAGAAGGAAGACAACCACGCAGAGAAGGUGUGCGACAUGGCGCUGGAUAUGGUCGACGCGAUCACUGACCUUAAGGACCCUAGCACAGGAUCUCACCUGUCCAUCCGAGUGGGCGUACACUCAGGCGCAGUGGUGGCGGGUAUCGUCGGCCUCAAGAUGCCCCGGUACUGCCUCUUCGGGGACUCGGUGAACACGGCCUCCCGCAUGGAGUCCACCUCAGAGGCCAUGCGGAUCCACAUCUCGCAGACCACUAGGGAGCUGCUGUCGCCUUCUUACAUGGUUGAGGAACGGGGGGAGAUACAGGUGAAGGGGAAAGGAGCAAUGAAGACCUACUGGCUAGAAGGCCGCGAGUCCCGACCUUCUCUCACUAAAGUAAUCUCCCCACAACUACAACCUGGCGCCGAGCUGGAGUGGGAGCGAGCUGCUGACGUGAGGGACAGCAUCGCAGAGCAUUCAGCUCAGAACAACAAGGAGCUGGCUGAGCGUAACCUGGCCAACUCUGCUCCUAACUCUCUGGCUCAUUAUAAUAGCAACACCAACAUGGCGCCAUCGCCAACAAUCCGCAGCUCGCAGAUCUCGACUCCCGCGCCGACUGUGACGUCACCGGCGGAAGAGAGACGCAUGUACUCUCCCGUCACCUUUCAGGAUGUCGCACGACGGAGUAUAGCCAACUCACCGAAUAGACAUGAAACUGUUAGAGAAUCGCGAUCGAACUCGGCGAGCGUGGGAGGUUGGACUGACGCUGAGUCCCUAGACCCAACUAAGGCCAUGGAUAGUCUCAAUUCUUCCUUCUGUUACAGUGCGACGUCCCCUUGCAGAGUAGUGACGGCGCCUGCGCCGAAUGAGCGUGAGUUGGAGCCCUUUCAUCUGCCCGGGUUCCUCCCGCGGAUGUCGCCAACGCACUCGGCGCCGGCCGCCGUCGACUCCUGCGCCACUCUCCGGCCAGACACCGCCUCCUCAAUUGCACACAAACUCAGUGGAGAUGAAAUAGAAACCGACACAGAAUAUCAAGACGCGACGGAACUCAACACACACGUGUGCACCAUAUCAGAAACUGUUAUCGAGGCGACCCUUCCGAAACCGGGUAAAGUGGGCCGGUUUAAGGCGCGAAUAGCCCCCGGGUAUCACAAGACGUGCGUGCAGAAACAGUCUUUAAAAGACAAACAGGUUCCACCGGGCAACGUGCAACCUCAUGGUCACCAUCACACGAAAAACGCCAACCACCACCAAUGUUGCGGCGCCUUCGGUAACCCCCAUGUGAGGCAUAAAACUAGUAAUUCUAGUUGUCAUCUCAUUUAAGUAUUAAGUUAGUUUUUAGUAGUUGUUUGCCUUUUCUGGAUCGACUGCAAAAGGUUUUUUUUUCUAAUGGCACUAGUGCUACUUUGUAUUAAUGUCAAAUUUUAAAAGAUUGGGAAACUAAAAGGAAGGAAAAUAACAUUCGGGAACGGAUUGCAAAAGGUGUUUCUGAGUUGUUAGAUGUAGAUUGUCACCGCUAUGUUACGGGCAAUUUGAGAAAUUCAGGCAUUAUGUUUGAUGACCGUGAGCGUCGGUCAAAUUUAUAAGGACGACGGUUAUUUUAUUUUUUUUCAAUUAUAUUUUUUUCUUUUUUUUUACUUUGCCCGAUCCAUAUUAAUAAUGC
Messenger RNA from Pectinophora gossypiella (pink bollworm), 3427 nucleotides. RefSeq names its product soluble guanylate cyclase 88E (gene Gyc88E). Gene Ontology annotation, cellular component: guanylate cyclase complex, soluble. The record is from RefSeq and is a predicted model, not a curated record. Gene Ontology annotation, molecular function: oxygen sensor activity; heme binding; guanylate cyclase activity. The coding region runs from base 343 to 3087 and encodes 914 amino acids. The transcript has 18 exons. Lineage: Eukaryota; Metazoa; Arthropoda; Insecta; Lepidoptera; Gelechiidae. Gene Ontology annotation, biological process: cGMP biosynthetic process; response to oxygen levels; nitric oxide-cGMP-mediated signaling.